Molecule: messenger RNA, 6454 nt
Organism: Achroia grisella
Lineage: Eukaryota; Metazoa; Arthropoda; Insecta; Lepidoptera; Pyralidae
Gene: jing
Exons: 6
Coding region: 1-3972 (1323 amino acids)
Biological process (GO): regulation of transcription by RNA polymerase II
Cellular component (GO): ESC/E(Z) complex
Source: RefSeq, a predicted model, not a curated record
AUGGCGGAUGGGUCGCCCGAACACCGUGCCGGCCCGAAACAAAUGAACAAUAUAACUUUUUCCGCGCCCAAUCCUAAACAUAGUGACACAAAUAAGUGCAGUGAGGAAACAUUUGAACACGAUAAAGUGAAGUUAUGUUUGUACACCGAACCAAAAACGAGUGAAUCUUGUGAGAAAAGUGAUACGCGCGGCGUGGCCGCCAAUUGUACGACAGCGGUCAUCACUACGAGCUCCCAAAAAUCUUGUGACGCGAACACCGAGGAAGGCGAGGACAGGAAGAAGCGAUGCUUCGACAGAUACGACAGCUCCGAAUCAGCUGACAGUGGCGUGGCGGUGCUGAGUCCGACGGAAAGUGGCGGUUGCAGCGGUAGCGAUAUCACCGAGCCUGGCUCACCGCGCAGCCCCGAGUCGUCGUGUAGCACCGCAGAGGAGAGCGCGGGAUCGCGCAUGCCGCCCUGGGCGAGCGACCCGGCGCCGCCGGCACCGCGACGCCUCGCGGUUCAACCCGCUCCUGUACGCCGGCCACAACAAUCCAUACCCCGCCGUAUCACAGAAUAUUUUAACCAUAAAAUGAAGCCUCAAAAUGGUGUGAAACGGGAUUCAAGUACCGCAAGCAAUGAGGACUCCAAAAGAAAGUGCCUGCCUAAAAAUGGCGUCACACACGACCUUGAGAAAUACAUUUCUUACAUAUCACAGACACUAAGUCCUAAAGUACUAAUGGAUGUCAGUAAGCAAGCUGAAGUUCCUCCGGGAAAAAUGUUGAAUCAAUCUACUAAUGCAAUUUUUGAUGCAUCAAAACCAACAGAUCUCAGUAAAACAGGUGGAAAUGUAAAUGGAAUGGUGGAUUUUAAUAAGCCUAAAGAUAAUAAAGAUAAAAGUCACACAAGUAUGAAUGGUUUCGUUGAAGUUCGACAAGUGACAGAAUUAUUUUCAAAAGAAAAAUUUUCAACCACUCUUUUGAACGGUUCGGUUGACGGUAAAAAACAAAACCAAGCCAUCAAAAUGGCAACAGACCCAUCCGCCAACGGGACGAUGAACGUACAUAACACAUGUCCAUUUAAUAAGCAAAAAGUUGCGAUACCAGCAUCAAAUAAUAUUGUUGGGUUAAGAAUUGCGCCUGCGACGUCUGUAAGUCAGUCACCCAAAAGAAAUUCGGAAUCUAAACCUGACACUACUAGAAUUAACGGUGUCGUGAGUUCUACUACUAAAUUAGAUAACAGAAUGAAUGGUGUUACAUGUGGAUCGAAUAAUUUAAGUUUAAAUCCUAUUACUUCCAAGUUACUGACUACAAAAAAAGACGCGGUAAAGAAAACGACACAGCAGUCUAAAAGAACAAAUCGAAAAUCAUCCGCGUGUAUAGCUAAUAGUAAAAAUAUGACGUGGUCUAAAGCAAACAAUCUCAAGCAAGUGCAACUUCAAAAACAAAAUUGUGUUAAUUCAGUUCAGAGUUCGACUAUCAAAGGCAUGUCUGGUGAAGCUAACACAACGCCAAAGAUGAAUAUUUCAAAUGGUGUUCACCAAGUUUCAAUGACAGUGAAUAGUAGUCUUGGAAAUUUGAAUGCACCAGUGACAAAUUUUCAAAAUUGCCCAAUAAACAUCCCCCAAGCAUGUAAUGGUACAGUGACAUCCAAUAAUUUGGCAUCUUUUGUUGCUGUUCCACAGAAUGUAAUGCUUACCGCAUUAAGAAUACCACAAAAUGGUAUACCAGCUCAAUCUCUAAAUCAACCAACUAAUAUGGGUUUCAAUAGACCUAAUGUCAAUGUUACGAGUCCUACAAAAUUAAAUGGACAAUUUGUUUUCCCUCUUGUACAAAAUAUAAAUGGAACCGUUGUACAAAUACCUAAUUUAAUGGCCAAAAUGCCUAAUUUUGUUCUACCGCAGACAGCACAAUUAACACCACAACGACAAGACCACUUACAAAAUCACCAGCAAAUUCUUAUAAAUGGUACACUUUUAAAACUGGCAAACACAAUGACAUCCGCAUAUACAAAUGUCAAUAAACCUCCGCCAGUUACAAGUCAAUCUAUUCCCGUAGUGAAUAAAAAUCUCACAGGAAUGCAACCCGUAGGAAUGACAGUACAACCAAAACCGAAUUACACAGUUAACAUAAGCCAUCCAUUAUUAAUGCCGCAACCUGGUUUUAUUGUCACGUCUGUGCCAAAUAUAAAUGUGAAAGAGACUUGGAGUUACUCGAAUACGAACACAACAUCGUCUUCACAAUCGACAUGUUCAAAUCCGAUAGUCCAACAUCCUCCGCCUAUUGUAGCCAACUUUACAACUCAGGCGUUACAUACGAGUAGUAUACCGAUAGCACCAGUGAAGCCGCCUGACAAUCCUAUCCAGGGUACUGAACCACCAAGUAGCACAGUAAACGAACCAGAAAUAAGUGAAGUAAGUCCCAAGUGUGAUAUACCAUGGCUGUCAAAAACUGUUAAUAAUAACAUUGUUCCAUUAGAUAAUAAUAAAAUGUCAUCGAGGCCUUUUGCACAAGUUAGUUUAUCAGAAAAAAUUGAGGAAUUGACAAUGGAGAAAAUGAGGGUGUGUAAGACUUCAGAAGAAAAAGAGAAAGAAAUAAGGAAAGAAGUCACAGAUGAGGACCUGAGAAAAGUGGAGGAAGUUGCGAGGCGAGAAGAAACUAUAUUCACGCAAAUAACUGUUCUCAAGGAUGUUUCGUCAAAUGUUCAAAACACUGUGAUAGAAGCUAAUUUCUGCAAUGCUACCACAGAGUCAUCUGAAUCUGGAAUAGGUACAGAUAAGUCCAUAGACUCGCCGAGUGACUCGCAGACUAGUAAGGAGUGUGAUGAAGAUUCCUCGUUAUCUUUAAGUGUGAGUGUGUGUUCAGUGGAAGUGAAAAGCAGUCAGAAAAGUCCUAUUCUGAAGCAGCCAAAAACGUUGCGGUUCCCACCUAGGAACCCAACAAGCAAGGCAAGCAGCGACAAAAGGACAUCUAGUACUGAUACAACGUCCACAGUUACGGUGUGUUUGUGGGAGAAUUGCAAGCGAGAGCUUGAUAGUGAUAGUGAUCUUUUGGAGCAUUUACAGACUGCCCACGUGGAAACCCAAGCAGGGAAAGAUAACUAUGUGUGCCUAUGGGAACAGUGUAAGGUCCGCGGCAAGCCUUCAUGCUCCAGGUUAUGGCUGGAGCGGCAUACACUCUCACAUGGCGGGAGCAAGCCCUUCAAAUGCAUAGUCGACGGCUGUGAGAGGAGAUUCUCUACUCAGAUAUUGUUGGAGCGCCAUGUGAACAACCACUUCAACGAGGUCUCGCCCAACACCAGCGGCAGCAAGAAGUCCACCGACAGCGCGUCAAAGCUCAUCCGUCGGAAUGGCAAGAAACUCCGGUACAGAAGGCAGCCGUGGUCUGCGCGCAUGUUCGACUUCUUCGACGCGGGUACGAUGGAGGGCCUGGCGUGGCGGCUGUCGCAGUGCACGAGGUGGCGGGUGGGCGGCACGUGUCCGCUGCGCGAGCCGGCCGGCCGCCACACGCUGACGCUGCACGCCGCGCUGCGCGCCUCGCGGUACAACGCCGCCGCUGACCGAACCGAGGCGCUCGUCACCUACUUCCCGCCGCAUGUGAUCGAGGACGAGUGGGUGCCAGAGAAAGACGUGAAGCUCAUCAAGAGAGUCGAGAUUGCGUCACUUCCGGUCCACACGAAGGUGAUAGUGUACGAGCAGUUCUGCAUGUCGUACAAGACGCCUCCACCAGCCGUCACCGCGCCAGAACAGAUUCCAGUCGUCCCGGAAGUGAGCCCACCGCGGAAGCUGCCCGCGAGACAGUGCACGUCGUCCCGCGUGCUGGCCAACUUGCUGGCCAAGCAGAAACGUGCCGCUGAAGAAAACGAGUGCGUGCCAGAGAAUCCAACGACGUUGUACGCGCCCGUCGUCGACCACGAGCCGGCCGCCACCGGCGCCAAGAAGAGGAAGCUCGGACGGCGGUAUGGCGGGAAUUGCUUCUGGCCGUGCGGACGAUAAUUUCGACGCUCUUUUGGUUCGCGCCACAUCGCCUCGCUCGUCCGUACAAGGUCAAGUAAUAUUUUCAAAUUACAUUGUUCACGACGUAACGUGGCCGGCGAUGUGACGCGAGCGGACAGAUGUUGAUUCUCCAACGGGCGGGUGGCCGACGAUAUCCGAUUUAGGAAAAUUCUCGCCAAAGAUUCGUUGACGACCCGCGACGCGGUUCAUAGACUGCUAGUUGAGUGUAGCAGACGUAAAUUUUAUUCACAAGACUGAUGCUUACUUUUUAUAAUGAUAUUGAGGUGAUUGUCGUCGUCUGAGCGUCGUCGCGUCCGCGUACGGAUGGAUGUCGCUCGCCGAAUGCGAAGAGUUCGGUCGCGAACAAAGUUGUAAAUAUUUAGUGCGAUGUGUAAAAAUGUUAGGUUAUAGCAGGUUCAUUUCGCUAUUCGAGUUUUGAUGUACACAUUAGAUUUUAUUCGAGUGUUCGUUUUAGUUGGGUGUGUCCGGAUCGCCGCGCAUCUGGCGUGUAGUCUGAGUAUAUGUAAGUUAGUGUAAGUGUUGUCGCGGUUGCGACACGGUCGACCAGCGAUACGCAUCACUGCCAACGUGUAAAUACUAGUUUAUAUUAUAAUACGUGAUUCGUUUUAGCUUAGUGUAAUUUUCGUUCGUCGCUUUAUCGAUGUGGUUUCGUUUAGUUAUAAUUACCCCGCGUCUCGACUUGCUUUCGCUUGCCUGACGUGCCAACGAGGAUGGUCGUCGGACGUUGGAUGCGUGAUCAUGAAUGUUGCAUUCGGUCUUCCGACUCGGCCCUCAUGACUCACCAAGUGCCUCGAUACAGCACAAUUUACCAAUAAUGACGUAGUGUUCACGUUAUAUCAAGUUAUCCCGCGUUAUUCAUAUCAAACGAAACUCACAGCUAGUUUUAAGGUAUUAGAGUUCAAUUUUUAUAUUCGACUUAUUCGAGUCCCAGUUUUCGUGUUCCAAAAUAAUGUUGAAGCAAUUUUGACGACGCUUUACAGAAUCAACAACUGUCUAAGGGGCUUAUCACACUGUCAAAUAUAUAUGAUCAUAUGUAGAUCGAUCUAUUAGUUGAUGAAGUUUUACACACUUUUAAUGUUAAUAAAAGGUUUUACAAUAUCUUUAUAUAGUUUAGGUAUAAUGUAGUGUGAUCAUUUUUUGUGUCUACCUUGUAUUUCUAAAUGUACUUACUACAUAUGAUGCCAUACGUAUGAUAGUGUGAUAUGCUCCGAAGUGUUUGUAAGUCCAACAUUGUAGAUGUCACUGCCAUUCAUGUUGUGUUUAGUUCUAUAAUGCCCGUUGUACUUUAGUAUCGACUAUGUACUUUUAGCAAUAACACUAUGUGAUAAGACUUAUAGUUCAAUAACAGACGCAUUCUCGCGCACAAUUUUAUAUUACGAGCAAUGGCAACACGGAUAACAGCGUAUCAAAGUAUUCAUCUGUAAUACUAUGGACAUGAUUUAGAUAAUGUUUAAAAUAUUAUAUUUUUUUUUAUUUAGACAAUAGUCUUAUAAUUCUUACAGUUGGGCUACCAGACGUUAGUAGUUGCUCUUUCGUUUCCAUCUAAAUUGUUUUUCUCUUACAACAAAGUUUAAAAGUUCCAUAACAAGAUAGUUACUCAGUAAAAUGUGGAAAUAAAUUAUAAAUUUUAUGUAAAAACAAAGGUAUAUCCGCACCGAUGCGAUAUUUAAACCUUCAAGAAAAGAGCUUAUUCCUUCUUAAAAGGCCGGCAACGCACUUGCAAUUCCCCUGGUGUUGCGAGUGCUCAUUGGCGGCGGUUAUCACUUACGAUCAGGUGAGCCGCAAGCUCGUUUGUACCCUAUGCUAUAAUAAAAUAAUGUUAAAAAAACACCUUGCAUUCGAUAUUAUAAAAGUCUUUAUUUCCGGUACCGUAUAGCGAUUUUCGACAAUAAAAAGACCAUUUAUUAUAUUUCAUCCAUUCGUUGCCCAACUGUAAUAUUCUUGUACUGUAAUUCAAACUCAUCAACACAGAUGUUUUCAACUGAGUUCUGUUUAUAUGUCACGUUAUUUGUGUUUUAAUAAUUACUUAACAUUUUAAUAUUGUAUACGUAAUCGACAUAUUGAUGUGUCAAAAUAUUUUUUUGACAAUAUUUGUUCAAAAAUUGUGUAUACUUCAAUUCUAGUUAUUUAUUUAGUCUGUUUAUUAUACAUGGCAUAUUUUAUAUACAAUAAGAAAAUGAAUAUGUGGUUAGAUCAAAAAAAUUUUUGUACAAUAAUUAUAAUUAUAUGUUUGUAUGUAUCCAGUUUUAUCUGCUAUCAAACUUAAAUUACAAUUACUAUGUUUAUACUUCAACAUUGUUUACAGUAUAUGCCAAAUAUAGUAAAACAGAAUAAACUUACAUUAUUAUUGAAAGGCAGUUCUAAAGGAAUGGCAUCGUUUACAUCGUAAAUAAGUGCUACAUGUUUAAACAAGUCUGUUGUGGAUUCUACAACUGAUUACGAGAUUUUAAUCAUUUUUUUU